AUGGCUUUAUCUGAAGUGCUCAGGGGCAGCCUUGAUGGCUUCACCUUGUCUCUUAUUCUGGCUCUGUCCGUGGCCGCCCUCUUUUGGCGCCUGUUCGCUCUUCGCCUGGACCCAAGGGAGCCGGCCGCUCUCAAACCCGAUGUCCCAGUCAUUGGGCACAUCAUCGGGAUGCUGAAGGAGUCUCAUCGAUAUUGGGCCAUAUUGUACAAGCAGAACCCUAUGCCGGCAUGCACGCUGCCCAUGCUGAACGGGAAGAUGUACAUCAUCAACUCUCCCGAACUCGUCAGUGCGGCAUUCAAAGCCCGCACCUUGAGCUUCGACCCGUACCUGAUCAAGACGCUCAAGCACAUGAUCCCCAUCUCCAACAAGGCCAUGGACAUGUUCGCGAAAGACGACUUCUUCCACCCCUGGGUCAACAUCGUCUACAGCAAGAUGACCGGAACGGAUCUGCUCAAGAUGAAUGUCAAUGCGCUGACAGAUAUCUACAACAACAUUAACAAUCUGCCGCAGAACAUGGAAAUCGAGGACACAUUCAUCUGGUGGAGACACCUUCUCACCGUAGCGACGAUAACAACGCUUCUAGGACGGGAUAAUCCGUGGAAGAAGGAUCGAUCCAUGGUAGCGAAAUUCUGGGAAUACGAGACUUCCGUCCACCACUUUGUGGUUGGCCCAGCUCCGCGCGUGACAGCACCCGCAGCAUACAGAGCGCGCGCUGAGAUGCACAAGGCUCUCAUGCAAUGUAACUUCGAGACUCGAGGCUAUGAAGCGCCAGACACAUCCGGAAUGAUCAAGACCACCAGCAAAGUCGAAGAGGAACACGGUUGGAGCACCUCAGACAAGGCCGCCAUGGCGAUCGGCAUCCUUCAGGGUUCUGUGAACAACACCGUCCCGAUAUCGUACUGGUACUUUAUGCACAUCGUCAGCAACCCGAAGCUGGUCAAGAAGCUGCGCGUGGAGGCCGAGCGCCUCGUCACGGCGGGCAAGACGCUGCCCAACGGCAAGCGCGAGAUGCUGGUCGACAUCCGCGGGCUCGAGGAGCGCGCGCCGCUGCUGGUGGCGGCGUUCCGCGAGAACCAGCGCGUCGUCGGCGUCGGCGUCAUCAACCGCUGGGUCCUGGACGACACGGUGCUAUCGGACGGGCAGCGCAGCUACCUGCUCAAGAAGGACACGCCGCUGCUGAUGUCGAGCAUGGUCAACCACACGCUGGAGGCGCACUGGGGCGCCAGCGUGGACGAGUUCGACGCGGAGCGCUUCCUGCGGACGGACCCGCGGACCGGGGCCGAGAGGGAGUUCCACGGCGACGCCCCGGUGCCCAGGGGCGCCUUCAUCCCGUUCGGCGGCGGCAAGCACCUGUGUCCCGGGCGCAGCUUUGCCAGUGCCGAGAACUGGGGCACGAUGAUCGCAUUCCUCCUGGGAUUCGACAUCACGACGCCACAGGGCACGCCCCUGGUCGUGCCGGAACGGACGAUGCCAUUGCCGACGCAUGGAACUGGACGGCCAGUGGCGGGCUCAGACCUGAGCUCGUCCUUCCGCAGAAGGAAGGGAUGGGAGAACGUGGUCUGGAAGGUUGCCGAAUUAUAG
Messenger RNA from Neoarthrinium moseri, 1581 nucleotides. RefSeq lists its product as uncharacterized. The transcript is spliced from 4 exons. Lineage: Eukaryota; Fungi; Ascomycota; Sordariomycetes; Amphisphaeriales; Apiosporaceae. The record is from RefSeq and is a predicted model, not a curated record. The coding region runs from base 1 to 1581 and encodes 526 amino acids. Gene Ontology annotation, molecular function: monooxygenase activity; iron ion binding; oxidoreductase activity, acting on paired donors, with incorporation or reduction of molecular oxygen.